Messenger RNA from Daucus carota subsp. sativus, 405 nucleotides. RefSeq names its product nuclear transcription factor Y subunit C-3. The record is from RefSeq and is a predicted model, not a curated record. Gene Ontology annotation, molecular function: protein heterodimerization activity; DNA-binding transcription factor activity, RNA polymerase II-specific; RNA polymerase II cis-regulatory region sequence-specific DNA binding. NCBI's taxonomy places the organism in Eukaryota, Viridiplantae, Streptophyta, Magnoliopsida, Apiales, Apiaceae. Gene Ontology annotation, cellular component: nucleus. Bases 1 to 405 code for a protein of 134 amino acids. Gene Ontology annotation, biological process: regulation of transcription by RNA polymerase II. The transcript has 2 exons.
AUGAGAGCUGACAAGGAUGUGAGAAUGAUAGCAGGAGAGACGCCUGUUCUCUUUACCAAAGCUAUUGGAAUGUUUGCUAUGGACAUGACUCUGCGCAGCUGGAAUCACACGAAGGAGGAUAAGAGGAGAAUACUCCGAUCGAAGACGGGGUUAUCUUCAAUGACAUAUGAGUAUGUCCGUGAUCAGCAUUAUGAAGUCAAUCCUUCCAUGCCAACAAUGGAAGCUGGUGAUCAGCAGUCAGAGGUAUAUAUGCAGUUGCUUCAGCUUAAAACAACGGUUAGGCCAUUCAGGGACUGGCGUCAGCAGUUUGCACCACAGAACCAAGAGGCAGGCUUUGUUCCUUGGGCACCACAGCCACAGCAGAAUACUUAUGACUGUCUUCGUGCUGUCUCAUGUGCUCCCUGA